Messenger RNA from Oppia nitens, 2303 nucleotides. Its product is annotated as embryonic polarity protein dorsal-like. Gene Ontology annotation, cellular component: cytoplasm. Lineage: Eukaryota; Metazoa; Arthropoda; Arachnida; Sarcoptiformes; Oppiidae. Gene Ontology annotation, biological process: response to cytokine; non-canonical NF-kappaB signal transduction; regulation of DNA-templated transcription. Gene Ontology annotation, molecular function: DNA-binding transcription factor activity; DNA binding. The coding region runs from base 412 to 2265 and encodes 617 amino acids. The record is from RefSeq and is a predicted model, not a curated record. The transcript has 4 exons.
UUGCUAUGUUUGAUGAAAUGUUACGCAAUGUGUAGUGUAGUUAUCGUAUGCUUUAGUAUAUGUAAUGUAUUGUAUUGUUAGUGACAUUUAAAUGGGUAAUGCAUUCAAAACACAUUACUAUAACACACUAUAGCAUACAUUACUACGCAAUGCUAUAUUCAAUUGAAUAGUCAAUCCAUUGCAUCACAACAUCAGUUGAAUUGAAUAAUACAUUGAAAGCAAACAAUUGUUUUGUGUUUUUGUUUUGUUUUGGAUUAUUAUUAUUCAAUAGAAAACAUGAAAUGUUGGACACAAUUGUUGUUAUAAUUACCGAUUAUUUUCAUAUAUGACUGACCAGUGGUCAGUUGUUGACCCGCGCGUGAAAUAGUGUGACAAAAGUGUUCAUUCAAUACAAUCAUCACAUCAACAAAAAUGACUUCACCGAUGGCCGCCAGUGGUCAACAACAACAACAACAACCGUAUGUCCGGAUUGUUGAACAGCCGGCCAAAUGUGCCCUACGGUUUCGCUACGAGUGCGAGGGCCGUAGCGCCGGCAGUAUACCCGGUUCGGCGGCCACUGCCGACAACAAAACCUAUCCGUCGAUUCAGGUGUGCAACUAUCGGGGCGGCGCUGCCGUAGUAGUGGUGUCGUGCGUAACCAAAGAACAGCCGUAUCGGCCGCAUCCGCACAAUCUCGUGGGCAAAGAGGGCUGCAAGAAGGGUGUCUGUACAAUGGUUAUCAACAAUCAGGACAUGAUCUGUUCAUUUACUUCAUUGGGCAUACAGUGUGUCAAACGCAAAGACAUCGAAGACAGUCUCAAACUACGGGAAUCCAUAAAAGUUGAUCCAUUCAGAACUGGUUUUGCACACAAGUCUCAGUCGUCGAGUAUUGAUCUGAAUGUCGUGCGACUAUGUUUUCAGGUGUUCAUCGAAGGUCCCGAACGGGACAAGUUUACCGUUCAAUUGCCGCCAAUUGUUUCCGAUUUUAUUUACGACAAAAAGGCCAUGACAGAGCUGAUCAUAACAAAGUUGUCUCACUGUUCGGCGCCCUGUAUUGGCGGCAAAGAGAUGAUACUGUUGUGCGAUAGAGUGACCAAAGAUGACAUUCAGGUGCGCUUCUAUGAGGAACAAAACGGUCAACUCGUUUGGGAAGCGUUAGCCGAGUUUGCACCGACCGACGUCCACAAACAAGUGGCCAUUUGUUUUCGUACGCCACGCUAUUGUCGGGACGACUUGAGCCAACCCGUUUCAGUGAUGCUUCAAUUGCGUAGACCAUCCGAUGGUUGCCUAUCUGAUCCGCGAGCCUUUCAAUUGUUACCUAAAGAGGUAGAUCCCGAUGGACUCAAUAGGAAACGUCAGAAGAUAGACGAAGGUUUUCUCAAAAGGUUUAUGACUGAGUCCUCCUAUCUAAACGUGACUACCGGAGGUGUCGGGCCAUCCAAUGUUAGUCCCGUUUCGCCGAAAGGGGAGCCAUUUUCUGUGCCACGAUAUGUGUCAUCUAAUAUUAAAAUGGAACCGUUAGGUCUGACAGCUAUUGAUAGUCAAAACGUGUUUCAGACAUCAACUCUACCACCACUUACUUCAUGGCAACCGUCACCACAAUCAGCGACGACGACGACAACGACCACUUCAUCACAGUUCAUGACACUAUCGCCACAUAGUAUUGCACAACAAUCUAGAUCUCCAAUGGAUAUGCUUUUGUCACAACAACAACAACAAGACUAUAGAUUGCAAGCUUCUCCUCAAUCUCAGACAUCACAGGACAACACAACUGAUUAUUUGAUGGCAACUGAUCCACAAUCGCAGUCCACACUACAGCCACUUUCAUCUACAACAUUGACACCACUUUUCGACAUUAGUAUCGGUAAUAUUGUCCAACAAUAUGGCAAUAGUUUGCCAAUCGACUCAAAUAUGAAUAAUAGGAAUAAUGCCAAUAAUCUAAACAUCAAUAUCAAUACAUUGUCUAACAAUAACGAUACGGUUUCUGAUGAAGUGAUGGACAAAUUUGACUCUUUAGGACUCGAAGGCAUUGACACAUCGGAACUAUUGACUGACAUUAACUUUAAUUCGUUUACUUCGACAUAUAUGGCAGAUAUGAUGGAUUCGGGACCCAAUAUCGGUCCCAAUAACCAAGCGUCCAGUUCUCUACAAACACCUGAUUUGAAUACUGGCACUACUGAUGACAACUCAAAGAAUCUGAUGGCAAAUCCACUACAAAUGCAAUCAUUGCAUAGACGACUAACAACACAUUUCGAUGCAAAUUGCGAUAAAAUUAAUAAUAAUUAAUAAUUUUAGUAUUUAUUGUUUUAUGUUAUUAUAUUAUG